Molecule: messenger RNA, 2412 nt
Organism: Ostreobium quekettii
Lineage: Eukaryota; Viridiplantae; Chlorophyta; Ulvophyceae; Bryopsidales; Ostreobiaceae
Source: the annotation of a GenBank genome assembly
AUGCGCACCAGUACUUUAUGCGCCCCAGGCCCGACCGUCGCCACAAUCAGGGACGCCAUGGGCGCCCUCGCCCGCGCACUGAAGUCGCGCAAGCGCUGUGCCGAAGACACUCCAGGGGGCGCGACUCUCAACGCCCUCGGUGGAGGCGAUCCUGGCUGCCUCAGAUCGGCGCCCGCCCCCCAGCCAGCCGUCCCCCACGCUCGGCGAAAGCGGCGCAAGAAAUCUUCGGCGGGGGGGUCCCGAUCCGAAGCGGGGGCGGGCUGGCGGCGGCGGAGCGACGGCGAAUCCGAAGGCAGCGAUGGCGAGCCUGGGCCGCCGCAGGCGGCAGGUGUUGAUGCUACCAAGUCGUACUGGGCGCUGAUCGACUCGCUGGAGGAGACCAGGGGGCGCCGGAGCGUUGGAGAUUUGGAUCGCGGGGCGGGCGGGGCGGGCGGGAGGAAGGCGGAAGCGAGAGGGCUGGGGGACGGGGAGUUUGAGGACUGUGACCUGGACCUACUUGGUCUGGAGCAUAUGCGAACUCACACCGCAGCCGAGGAUGUAAAAGAUGCCACAUCCGAUCACGAGGCACAGGACGCUUCCAGCGAUGAGGAAAUCGUUUUGGGUGCUGAGGGAGAGUUGGAGGCUGCUGCAGAAGACAACCCAGCCAGCAAGGAAUCGGACCUGUGGAGGUUGCACUUCAGCCACGAACUCAGCGAUGACGACGUGGUGGCCCUCAGAGACAGGAAGAAGGAAUUUAGAUCGACGACCAACAAGCAACUCAAGGAUGCUUGGCCAGGUGAAUGGCGAUUAUGUGGAUGUGACGCCCCAGUGGCCCCUUCCAACCUGCACGAAUGUGGGAUUGGCAACAGGUUGCAAACUCGGUGGAGGGAUAUGCACUCUCAGGAAGCAAUGCCCCCUGGCAAACAUUCACUGCCAAAGUCUGUGGAAGACAACUUGCUCUUCCGGCCUUUGGAGAAUGGUGACUUUGUGGAUGCACAACAGCGCACAUUCUUCAGCCUGCUGGCCAACUACAAGGACGUGCUGUUGCCUGCUAAGCCAUAUCCCAACAGCAUUCCUGCCCCAGAUCCCUUGAGAGACGCAUACGUCCUACAUUGCGUGAACCACAUCCUUCGCAGCAGGUUCGCCGUCCGCAGGAAUGACAGCAGCCUCAAGAAGCAGGGCGCCGGGGCGACAGCGGAGAGCGACGAGGGCGUGCUGCGUGACCAGGGCUUCACACGCCCAAGGGUGCUAAUUCUGGUGCCUAUGAAGAAUGCUGCGUUUCAAGUGGUUCACAAGAUGAUGAAGCUGGCAGUUGACAAGGCAAAGGGGAGGACACAUUACCGAAACAAGUUCGUUGACCAGUUUGGACCAGACGAAGUGCUUGAGGAGGCUCUAAAGAGGAUCUCCAGGAGGAGUGACAAAAUGCCAGCGGAACACACAGCCCUGUUUCAUGGCAACACCGAAGACGACUUCAGCCUGGGGAUCAGGUUUUCAAGGAUGUCCUUGCACCUUUAUGAGGACUUCUACUCUGCUGACGUCAUUGUUGCCAGUCCCAUCAGUUUGGCUGUUAUGCUUGGCAAUAAGGGUGCCGAUUUCCUGUCUUCGAUUGAGGUCCUUGUGAUCGAUCAAGCCGAUGUCCUCACAAUGCAAAACUGGCAGCAUGUAGACACGGUCGUGAAGUGCUUGAAUCAUCUGCCCAAGGAGCAGCACGGCACUGACAUCAUGAGGGUGCAUGAAUGGCAACUGAAGGGCAAUGCACGGCAUUUCCGACAGACAGUGAUGCUCUCUUCCUUUGGCACUGCUGACUUGAAUGCAAUGUUCAACAAGUGCUCGAAUUUUGGAGGGAUGGCAAUGCUGCACUGCUGGCCUCAAGGAGUGCUUGGCGAGAUUCGCCCCCUUGUCCACCAGGUUUUUGAGCGAGUAAACGUGCCGAGCCUGUCAGACAGCCCAAACGCGAUGCUUGAGUACUUCAAAGCCAAAGUGUUUCCCAGGCUCAAUGGCGGUGGCCUUGGCUCUGGCGUGCUACUCUUCAUCCCACAUUACUUUGACUUCGUGCACGUGCGAAACUUCAUCAAGGAGGAGGGCAUAGAGCAUGGUAACAUAUCUGAGUACAGCAAACCGCGCCAGAUCGCCCACGUGAGGCGGCUGUUUGCACGCGGUGAAAGGCGCCUCCUGUUGUACACAGAGAGGACACACUUUUACAAUCGAUGUGUGAUCAGGGGCUGCAAGGAUAUCGUUUUCUAUGGACUGCCUUACCACGCCCACUUCUACUCCGAGAUCGUCAACCUAAUGGAGGAGGCUUCCCUGGAAUCCAGGCCCACAGUGACGGUGUUGUUUUCGCGAUUCAACCUGCUGGAGCUGGAGGGGGUGGUGGGUGCCCAGAGGGCCAGGAAGAUGGUCAAGGGCGAGUCAUCAGCGUACAUGUUCUGCUGA